AUGUGGCCCAACACUAGUGCUGGCCCUUUUCUGCUGACUGGCUUCCCAGAUAUGGAGGCAGCUCACCACUGGAUUUCCCUCCCUUUCUUUCUCAUCUAUGUCUCCGUGCUUCUAGGCAACGGCACGCUCCUCCAUCUCAUUAAAAGCGAUUGCAGACUCCAGGAACCCAUGUACUAUUUCCUUGCCAUGCUGGCGCUCACAGAUCUCACAGUGACUCUGACCACGAUGCCUACUGUAAUGGGGGUCUUAUGGGUGAAUCACAGGGAGAUCAGCCACGGGGCCUGCUUCACACAGGCCUACUUCAUUCAUUCCCUUUCCAUUGUCGAAUCAGGUGUCUUGCUGGCCAUGGCCUACGACCGUUUCGUUGCCAUCUGUGCCCCUCUGAGGUACAGUUCUAUUUUCACCAAUUCCAGGGUGACGAAGAUAGGACUGGGGGUAGUGUUGAGGGGGUUUAUAUCUCUCAUACCCCCAAUUGUGCCCCUCUACUGGUUCCCAUACUGUCAUUCCCAUGUCCUUUCCCACGCCUUUUGCCUCCACCAGGAUGUCAUGAAACUUGCCUGUGCCGAUAUUACCUUUAAUCACUUGUACCCAGUUAUUCUGGUUGCUUUGACUUUCUUUCUGGAUGCCCUAAUCAUUGUCUUUUCUUAUGUCCUAAUCCUUAAGACAGUGAUGGGCAUCGCCUCUGGAGAGGAGCGAGCGAAGGCCCUCAACACUUGUGUCUCCCACAUUAGCUGUGUGCUGGUGUUCUACAUCACUGUGAUCGGCCUGACCUUCAUCCACAGGUUUGGGAGACACGCCCCACACAUGGUCCAUAUUACCAUGAGCUACGUCUACUUUCUGUUUCCUCCAUUCAUGAACCCUAUCAUAUAUAGCAUCAAGACCAAGCAGAUUCAGAGAAGCAUCAUGUGCCUAUUUUCUAUACAUAAAAGACUUUGAGCCAUUACUUC
Molecule: messenger RNA, 947 nt
Organism: Chinchilla lanigera (long-tailed chinchilla)
Lineage: Eukaryota; Metazoa; Chordata; Mammalia; Rodentia; Chinchillidae
Product: olfactory receptor 51B2-like
Exons: 1
Coding region: 1-936 (311 amino acids)
Biological process (GO): G protein-coupled receptor signaling pathway
Cellular component (GO): membrane
Molecular function (GO): G protein-coupled receptor activity; olfactory receptor activity
Source: RefSeq, a predicted model, not a curated record